GUUACCCGUACGUACUGAUGGAGAGACUUUGGGCUCUAUGGCCAUCAGAUGAUAUGGGAAACCCCUAACGCAGGUCUGACAAUCGCAUGUUUUUUCUUCACUUAUUCCUUUCUCUUGAAGCUUGCUGGAAAUGUAGAAUUGUCACUCUGUCCUCAGACCUUGGAUUUCAUGGCUGACGGUAGUCUCAAGCCUGGAAGAACCUACAUGACGACAAGACUCGGAUUCAAUACAUGCAGAACCGAAAGAGAGUUUGGGGUCGCAUUGAGACAUGCUGAUACGAGUUCGGAAUAAUAGACUUAGGGAGCAACAUGGACGCACGUAGCUGCGAACAAGUCUUGUCAGUCUUACGAGGGAAUCGAAAUGACAAAGUUCAGUGUUGCCUGCUUGUGUUCGAAAAUGA
Messenger RNA from Colletotrichum godetiae, 400 nucleotides. RefSeq lists its product as uncharacterized. The record is from RefSeq and is a predicted model, not a curated record. The transcript has a single exon. The coding region runs from base 49 to 291 and encodes 80 amino acids. Lineage: Eukaryota; Fungi; Ascomycota; Sordariomycetes; Glomerellales; Glomerellaceae.